GCGCUUCUUCCCGGCGGCCCCCGCGGCGGCGGCGGCGGCGGUUGCCGGGCAGCGGCGAGGCGAUGAGGCGGGAGCGGGCCAAGGGGGUGCCCCCGCGCCGGGCCCGCGCCCCCCCCGCGCCGCGGCCCGUGCCCGCCGCCACCAGCCUCCCGCCGCUCGUGGCCGGGCCGCCGCGCGGCCUCCUCGCCGUCACAGUAGGCCGCGUCGUGUGGGCCGGGCCCGCACCCCCCGCCAUCGCUGCCGCGCUCUGCCUGCGCUGGUGGGGCGACGCCUCGGCCGGGACCUUCUUCCGCGCCGGGCCCGGCCGCAGCCAGGCCCGCUUCCCCGUGCGCUGCGGGCCCGCGCAGCUCGCCGCCUACCUCGCAGAUAUGGGUGCUCUCGUACUAGAGGUAAUCACCAAACCUGACCAUCUUCCUAUCGGCAAAGUUCAAAUUAAUGGAUUGUCACAGCUCUCUCCAAGCAAUCCAAUCAGUGGAUUUUUCACCAUUGUUUCACCAACGUCUGAGAAACUAGGAGAAGUGCAGAUAUCGUUAGUUUUGGAACCAUUCCCUGAAACCUAUGACAAGAGCAGCUCUCUCCCAACCACAGAUGCAAGUAAAGAUAUUAUCUCAUGUGCUAAGGGAACCAGAGGGAUGAGUGAAACCAGCAAGCCUCAGUUUCUAGCUCCACCACAAACAUACAGGCCUCCUGGGAUGUGUGUUACUGGAAGAGAGUCUGCCGACAGCAGCAGGGCUGCAACUCCUAGAGGAAAGGACCACUUGUUCUUCCAAGAGAAUUCUGAGAACAUAAUGGACAGUUUCUUUGGAUCUCAGAUUUUACCAGAUGAAACCUUAAAACCAAAUCCUUCAGAGCAGCAAACGGCAUUUCCCAAUGGUUCUGAUUUUGAGACACAAGCUAGAACAACCAUAGGGAGCCACGGUAAGGCAUGGGUACUGCCUCUGCACAGCCCAGUUACAAAAGACCUUCUGUCAGCUCUCCUGGAUCAGGGCAAUAAACUCUGCAAUGCUAUGGCCGUCUCUGCAAUGAAAUCCAGCCCAGAUACCAAUGUUGAGCUGAGUGAAUUGCAUCCACCUAUAAAGGGAGAUGCUUUCAAAGCAACAGCAAAGAGCCUUAAAACUUUGAAUUCUGCUGUUGUGUCAGCUGCUGACGAUCCCCUCCUGCUAGCAACUGAGUACCGAAGUCAAGAAUUUGAUCCACAUGCUGAAAGCAGAGCAAUACAGCUCCUGUUGGGCAGUACUGAUUUAUCCUCUGUGCCCUUUUGGGAUGGAACAGGCUCUCCUCCAGAAUCACUGACUGCUGGGAGUGAGCUGUAUGACAGCGAGCCGAAUGACCCUCCCUAUGACCAGAGCCUGCUGGAGAACUUGUUCUACACAGCUCCUAAGUCUGAUACAAGUUUAAGUGACUUCCUCAGCAAUGAUGAAGAUGGUAUAUCCUCUGAAGUAAUCAGGACAAGAAACCUGGUAAAAAAUGACCACAGAAAGGGGUCACAAAAGGCUUUGGAUUCUGGGAUCUGGGAUCAGAAUGAAAGAGCAGCAGAAACAAAACCCAGCUGUUCUGCUAAACUGCAGCCAGGUUCUGAAGCUUCCAUAGGACACUCUAAGAAAGCUCCAGCCAUAAACUUGACUGUGGAUAAACUGGCAUUGCUGGGUCGCAUACAUUUAGCCAGAGUCAUAAUUGAAAGCUUGAAAAUCCCUCCUGAAAGCAGCCAGGCUACACCAGGCAAGAAAAGCUCAGUGAGGAAACCACCAAGGCCAGCAUUAGCUAAAAAGUGCACUUUCUUUGUUGAGUACCACUUUCCAGUGGGAAUCUCCAAGAAUGAAACAGGGCAGGUUUCCAUAGCAACAGAAGUAAUUCGGAUAGCGUCAAGCAAAGUUGCUGGAGAAGUGGUAAAAUUUCAACAGCGAUUUGUGUUCCCUGUGCGUUUUGGUGGAAUGAUGAUUGAGCACUGGUGGAACUCUGACCUGGCUUUCAAAAUCUACAUGAGGAAAAGGACGCAGAAAAAGCCAGUGCUGAUUGGCUCAGCAGCCAUUAAGCUCCGCACAGUUCUCGAGUCAGAGCUGCUCACUGUCAGUUGUGAGCUACCUGUGGAAGAAGAGGGAGGUCAGACUCCACUUGGACCUCUAAAGGUAUUGUUGGAGCUUGCAGCCGAUAACAAAGACUUUGCCAGUGCCAGUGCAAGGUCCGUGAGUGCUGUACAGCAAACCCCAGGUUAUGUCAUAAGAAGUCCGGGGAUGGAAGUAAAAGAAGCUGGCAGGAAUUAUGGAACUGCAGAAAGCCCUCAAUGCUUGAGGUCAAGCAGCCAGGAAUCCUCCAAGAGACUAGAAGUGCCCAGCAGAGAAGUUACGAAGCCCCCACAGUCCAUGUCAGUAUCUGUGUCCCGUAAUUUAAUGACACAAGUAAAUGCCUCUGAAGAGGCUGGGUUGCUGCUGCAUGUACUGUUGAUGGUGCCAGAUGGGAAGGAUUUUAUUGCUGGAGACUUUGGAAGCCAUAGUUCCUGUAAUGUCUAUUUAAACUGCAAGCUGUUCAGCACAGAAGCGGCUACAAGAUCUGCUGUCGUAUGGGGCACAACACAGCCUGCCUUUAACUUCUCUCAGGUGAUGCCUUUUUCAUUGACUCCCAAACACUUGGAGAGAUUGAAGAACAAUGUGAUGGUCAUUGAAGCCUGGAACAAGAUGGGAAACCCAGGAUGUGACAGACUGCUGGGACUGGUGAAGCUUCCUCUGCAUCAGUUUUACAUGUCAUUCAAAGAUCCUCAAAUUUCUCGCCUGCUGCUUCAAGCCCAGUAUCCCGUAGUUGCAGUGGACAGCUAUAUGCCAGUGAUGGAUGUUUUCGCAGGCAGGAGAAAUGGAAGCCUCCGGGUGAUCUUGGCAAUGGGCUCAGCUGAUCAAAUAGUGGCACUCCAGAGACUGAAAAGUGAAGACAGCAUGGUAGCUCCUGUUAUGCAGCGUCCUGCCCACUCUCUGGAUCCUCUCCCUACAAACCACUCAGUGCAGCUAGAGAGAGAAAGGGAAGGACUGAUGGAGCACAUAUUUGAGAUCCACGUGGAGAAAGUGAAAGGACUCACGCCCUUACAGUCCACAGUGUGGGGAGAGGCCGACUGUUAUGUGCAGUACCAUUUUCCCAUUCAGGAGCCAUACUCCAGUGUGUUACAAGCGACUGAAUUACAUGAAAAUGGCAUUCGAUUAAAACCCUUUCGCUCAGCAACUACUUUGUGCAUCCCUGAUCCCGUCUUUAAUGAUGAACAUCGUCACUCCUUGUUGGUGCCAGCAGAUGUCCCAGUGCAGAGGCUACUCCUCAGUGCGUUCUCUACGCAAGGAUUAACUGGUGGAGGAGGAAUCCACUUUGAAAUCUGGUGCAGGUAUUAUUAUCCUAAUGUCCGGGACCAGAUGGUUGCCAGAGGGACCUUGCCAUUGUCUCGCCUGUGUGCCAUGGUGACCAUGCAACAUCAUGAAGAGAUAGGAGUACAGACCUUUAAUCUUCCCCUAGUCCCAAGAAGUGGUUGCUCAGAGGAAUUCCAGCCACGGUCCUCGGGCUUGCUUGAUGUGAGUGUGAGAUACAGGCAUUCCUUAAAAACAGCAGAGGGAGUAAUCGCUGCUCACGCCAUUUCGAUUUCAGUGCAGAUACACAGAGCAGCUGGCUUGCAGGCAGCAGCCAGAGCGGUGGCAGAAAAGAACCCUUUGGUCCAGUACAGUGCAGAAGUGGGGGUUAAUGCUUAUGUCUCUAUGCACCUUUCCUUCUUACCGGAGGGAGAGAGGCGCACCACACGGACCGUGGCACACACGUUCUGCCCAGAGUUUGAACACCACGUUGAGCUGCCUUGUAACCUCGUCAUUCAGAGAAGCAGCGGGGAGGCAUGUUCGCUGGGGGAGCUCCUGCAGUCUGCAGAGAUCAUCUUCUCCAUCUACCACCAGAGCACUGAGUCAGCCACUGAUGUAAUGAAAAUUCAAGCAUCAAGGGACUACCUGCUUGGAAUAGUCAGGGUUCCGACCAAAGACCUGUUGGUGAAGAGAUCGGGUAUUACAGGAUGGUGCCCAGUGACUCUUCCUGAGGAUUUGGUGCCUUCCCAGUGCACAAACUUCAUGCAGACCAUAGUGGGAGGGCUAGAAGUUUCUGUUACCUUUGCUCAUCAUGACGACAGAGAACGUGUUGUGGAGGCUGCUAAGCUUCUGGCCUGGAAUGGGGAAGAAAACCAUGAAGACAGUCUGGAUGAUAGCGAUGAAUGGCAGCUGAGCAAAAACCCUGCCACUGUGACCGUUUCUACUCCUCGAGUGUGGCUGCCCAUCCACAGUAUGUUACUUGCGGGCCAGACACACAUAAACAAAAGCACCUACUGCUAUCUCAGGUACAAGCUGUAUGAUCAAGAAGCCACAUGGACUUCCCUUAGAAGGCCAAAAGUAACUGAAGAUGAAAAACAGGUUACAGCAGUGUUCAAAAACACACACGAGGCUGAGCUGACAAGGAGCCAACCGCUGCUGUGGUACUUCAGAGAGGAGAAGCUAGAAAUCCAAGUGUGGCGGGCUUAUGGAAAAGAGCCUGGUGUUGAAAGACCCCUAGAUACAGAUCGCCUCAUUGGGUCUGCCUAUGUGGACCUUACAGCACUCUCAGAGAGAACAAGGAGAAUACUGACGGUUAGCGGUGUUUAUCCGCUCUUCCGGCGAAACGCAUCAAACCUAUCAGGAGCUGCUAUCCGAGUUCACAUCGUACUUGCUUCCACUCCUGCCUGUGUUACUCCUGUUAGUGGACUUCACUGUGCAGAAGAAGGCAGUCAGAGUGAGGACGAAGGCACGGAGAGAGUUCCCGACACAGAUCAGCCAGCCUUGGGAAAUCACAGUCGGAAACUGGACUUUGCAAGCUCAGAAACACCGAAUGGGAAACCGGUUGAGGAAAUUCCCACGGUGCAUCAGGAAAACACCUUUAUGGUCUCUGUCCUUGUGGAAAGGGCAAUGCACUUAAGCUUAAAAGGGAGUCCUAUCACUGAACGUGGAGUAACAACGCCCAGCAGCUACGUGUCGUUUGCUGUUGCCGAUGCAGAUACUCCAGUCAUGACCACAAUAAUAGAAAAUACAGACUCACCAGUGUGGGACUUCCAGCAGCAAGCAAGACUGUCCAAAGAACUUCUUCUGGAUCCACAGCAAACCCUGGUCUUUAAAGUAUGGCAUAAAGCAGAUGUUGAACGAGUGAUAGGAUUUGCAUCUGUGGAUCUUUCUCCCCUGCUUUCUGGUUUCCAGCUAGUCUGUGGGUGGUACAAUAUUACAGACCUGAGUGGACAAUGCAGAGGGCAGAUGAAAGUAGCUAUUUCCCCUCUUGAAAGUAUAAUUCAACUCAAAGAAGAAAGGCAGGCCAGGAUUCGGACCAAAGCAUCCGCCUCUGCAAUCCCUGUGCACAGUCCCUUCUCCUUCCAGGCAAGGGCCUUGUGCACCGCAUUUCCCAGUGAUGUUCCAAGAUGCUCUGAGCCGCUAUUGACCACUUCCUCCGAUGGCAGGGAUUUUACUGCUCAGGAGCGCAGAUGUAGUCCUUCUGGGACAUGGACCCCUCGUCAUGAAGAGCACAUGCAAAAUGUUCGCAGGUUCCAUGAAUCGUUACAGCAAGCAGAAGGGAAUGCACAGCGGGCUGGAAGAUUUUAUUCUCUGUCACAUUCUUCACGGGCCUCGCUUCUUACUGCCCUUAGAAAAAACUUGAGCGAGCUGGAUGAGAUUCAACGAUAUUUCAGCAAGAAGUUAACCAGGUCUUUCCCUGACCUCGGCUAUGGCAGCACAGCCAGCAGAAAUCAGGAAUGGCAGGAUGGCGAUCAGCAGGGAUCCAUGACCAGGAUGGUGGAUGCUGAUGGAUGCCAGCUUUUGGAAAAAUCCAGUCACUUGGUCUCUCAAGUCAGCACCCUGAUCAAUGAUUUGCAGACUAUAACUAAAAAUGCCAAAGAAUCUUCAAACGCACUUCAAGGCCAUAGCAGAAAUUCAGGUGCUAAAUAUCACCAUGUCAUCCCGGACCAUAAAGAUGAAGCAGUCAGAACCAAGAUGCACCAGAGCCAACUUCAAAUGGAACAAUCAAGUGGUUAUGAUAAUGCCACACUGCACUUACUCCCUUCUGGAAGGUCCCCAUUUGAAAGAGGCAUGCUGUAUGAAUUUCUAGGCCAAACAGCCUCUGAAAAUGAGCAUCCCUUAUCAAUGGCUAACAGAACAGAAGAGGAGGCUUGUGUCAUUGAGUCCCAUAGUGAUGAAGAGUAUGAAGAGGAUGUCAUAGAACCAAGGACUCUGAACGAGAUAACUACAGUAACUGAUAAAACCAGUCCCUGGUCCAGUCUUGCAUCUGAAGUGGAGCAGGGUCCCAGCGAGGAACUGGUACACGUGAAUAAUGAAGGCCAGCACCCAGUGGAUAAUGGAAGUUUACAGAAAAGAGAGAAUAGAAGAAGCAGCUCUUUGUCAAGUAUGCUAGAGGAUGACCACCACAGCCUGCCCAGCACUGCAAGAUCAUUUGUUAGCCCGUAUACAGAAGAGAGUGAGGUACAAACAAUGGGAAAAGGCCUUGAAAGUCCAAAUAAUAGUAUCAGAGCGGCUGAUUUGGAGGAGUUUCAGGCUGCUUGUUUAUCAGAAACACAUCAAGCAGAUGAUUUGGAAGAUGAGAGCACCGAGCACAUUGGAGCAUUGGAAGUCCAGCAAGCAGAACGAGACACAGAGUUUUGUGUAGUCUCUGGAGAACCAUUGACUUUUCCAGACAGUAGAGACUUUGCCGUAGCCAAACCCUCCGGCAUAGAGAGAGAAGAGAAAAUUAGUGUGGAUUUAGAUGUGGGUGAUCAAAGUGAGGAAGGAAGUGUUUCUGAGAAAACGUAUAUUAAAAGUUUGUCAUCAGAGACUGAGGCUGCAAGAGACAGUGGUAGCUGCUCUGAUGAGAUCCUACAUGAAGAAUCAGAAAAGCCUGUGAAAGCUAGUGUUGUGCUACCUGAUCCUGUUGCAAUUCCCAACUUCUUCCUUCCACCCCAGCACUUGGAGGUCUCCAUGAGAAUGCUCAAUGCUUCUUCUCAGCCAUCUGCCAUGGCUCCUGACGAAGUGACAGGCUCCUGCAGCGCCGUACCUCUCCGAAUGAAGGGUGUCAUUCAGAGCUGGAUCCCGGGAGCGAGUGUUUCUCCGUGACACUGCUCUGGACGGAAGUUUCCAGCGCUACUGCUGAAACAGCCCGUGGUGUCAGGCCACGAUCCACCACAGGCUUCAGGAAGGGGCUGACCCCCACCUCGGCGUAAGUGUACAUCUUGCAGCAAGAGCCUCCUGCCCCUCUCAUUGCAGUCUGUGCUGUUGCAGCGUAUGGAGGGAUGAGGGCAGGAUUGUUCCUGACCUACGUCCUCCCAGCAGCAUCCCAUACUGGGGCAGAGUGGAGUCGGGGGCCUUGAUCUUUCCCAUAGGGACAGCCUAGGGAGAAGUCUCUCACUGCAGAGGUGGCCACGGGAGCUCAGGCUUCUCCCCAGCAGAGCCCUUGGGGGCAGGUUAUUUCUGGUCUGUUAUUCCCGGAGGGUGCAGAGGCACGGCGGAGAGUACAGCCUGCAGGGCAGAGCACUCUCCAAACCUGGCCCCACUGCCCCGCUCAGGGCGAGCGAGCAUGUGCAUCGCAUAGCAGAGGCGUAUCGGCUGGAGGGAGCCCGGCAGCGGAGCUCCACAUACGCCCCUGGAGGAAACGGCUUCCAAAACAGCCAUCUCCAAACUAAACGGCCUCGUUCGCCUCGGGCUCUGACAUGUGGCCACGUGUAGAUGGGGUCUGUGUCUCGUCAUCAGCCUGCACCAGCUAGUGCCUUAUGUGGAAGCUGCCUGCCGCCUGGUACUCUGACCCCCUGCUUCUCCCCACGGUCACUCCUGCUUUGUCCGGUGUCCAGUUGUCCAUGCCUGCUGACCCCCUGGAACCAAGGAAAUGAUCUCUGAGAUUGCCUGGCUGAUGGAUAAUAGCAUCGUAACACAUCAACGGUCCCGUAGGAGCAUCCUGGCCAUCCUUGCCAUGCGACCCACAGGCAGCUGGGGUCCCAGAGGGCUGGUAGAGAUGGAGACCUGUACUGCUACAGUGGCAGGAGUCCUCUCCAUUAGCAACACACAGGCACUGGAACGCCGUUACCUUUCCCGUCUUCUCUGGCAUGCCAAGGAAGUGCGUUAUCCACAGUAUCAAGAGGAAACUACCCUUUCCCUCAUACCCAGCAGUGGGUUUCCCAGUAGAUCUCCUGUAGUGCUGACCUAGGCAGAGCACUCUCCUUGCCCUGGCAAGCAGCAUCCUAAAGGCAUGCAUGAAACCAGGCUACAAG
This is a messenger RNA of Alligator mississippiensis (American alligator), 8272 nucleotides long. It is a transcript of the gene C2CD3, whose product is annotated as C2 domain containing 3 centriole elongation regulator. Gene Ontology annotation, biological process: cilium assembly; centriole elongation. Gene Ontology annotation, cellular component: centriole; centriolar satellite. Lineage: Eukaryota; Metazoa; Chordata; Crocodylia; Alligatoridae. The record is from RefSeq and is a predicted model, not a curated record. The transcript is spliced from 32 exons. Bases 63 to 7124 code for a protein of 2353 amino acids.